This is a messenger RNA of Chrysochloris asiatica (Cape golden mole), 1566 nucleotides long. RefSeq names its product keratin 24 (gene KRT24). The record is from RefSeq and is a predicted model, not a curated record. Lineage: Eukaryota; Metazoa; Chordata; Mammalia; Afrosoricida; Chrysochloridae. Bases 1 to 1566 code for a protein of 521 amino acids. The transcript has 8 exons. Gene Ontology annotation, molecular function: structural molecule activity.
AUGUCUUGCUCAUCUCGCAUCUCCUCCACCAAGACUGGGAGCAGCAGCUGUGUCAGAAUGUCUACUAGUAGGAGCAGUGGAAGCAGAUGUGGCUUGGGGGGCAGCUCUUCCCGGGGCUUCAGAGGAGGAGCCAGCAGCUGUGGUCUGAGUGGGGGGUCUGCAGGUGGCUUUGGAGGCAGCUAUGGAGGAGGCUAUGGUAGCUGCUCAGGAGGAGCCUCAAGCUCUGGGGCUGGCUUUGGUGGGGGUUCUGGCUUUGGUGGAGGUUCUGGCUUUGGCGGGGUUUCUGGCUUUGGUGGAGGUUCUGGCUUUGGUGGGGGUUCUAGCUUUGGUGGUGGUGCUAGCGGAGGGUUCUAUAGCUACGGUGGUGGAAUGGGUGGUGGUGUUGGAGAUGGGGGACUUUUUUCUGGAGGUGAAAAGCAAACCAUGCAGAACCUCAAUGACCGCCUGGCCAACUACCUAGACAAGGUCAGAGCCCUGGAAGAGGCUAACACGGACCUGGAGAACAAAAUCAAGGAGUGGUAUGACAAAUUUGGGUCAAGAGAUGGUGGCUCUGGAAGGGAUUACAGCAAGUACUACCCAAUCAUUGAAGAUCUUCGGAAUCAGAUCAUUACUGCCACUAUUGAAAAUGCAGGCAUUGUUUUGCAAAUUGACAACGCCAGGUUGGCUGCUGAUGACUUCAGACUGAAGUACGAGAAUGAGCUGUAUCUCAGACAGAGUGUGGAGGCCGACAUUAACGGCCUGCGGAAGGUUCUCGACGACCUAACCAUGACACGCUCCGACCUGGAGAUGCAGAUCGAGAGCCUCACUGAGGAGCUGGCCUACAUGAAGAAGAACCACGAGGAGGAAAUGAAGACUAUGCAAGACAGCUCUGGAGGUGACGUGACCGUAGAAAUGAAUGCUGCCCCAGGAACAGACCUGACCAAAUUACUGAAUGAUAUGAGGGCGCAGUAUGAGGAGUUGGCUGAGCAAAACCGCAGGGAGGCUGAGGAGCAAUUCAACAAGCAGAGUGCAUCACUGCAAGCCCAGAUCUCUACUGAUGCUGGGGCCGCCAGUUCUGCCAAGAAUGAAAUCACAGAACUGAAACGUACCCUGCAAGGCCUGGAAAUUGAGCUGCAAUCCCAACUGGCCAUGAAAAGCUCCCUGGAAGGGACCCUGGCUUCCACAGAGGGAGAUUACAUGACUCAGCUCUCAGAAAUACAGCUGCAGAUAAGCAGCCUGGAGGAGCAAAUCUGUCAGAUCCGGGGCGAGACUGAGUGUCAGAACGCAGAAUACGAGCAGCUGCUGGACAUCAAGACCCGCCUGGAGAUGGAGAUCGAGACCUACCGCCGCCUGCUCGAUGGAGAGGGAGGUGGAUCUGAUUAUAAAAGCUCAGGAUCCAGAAACACAGUAUCCAGAAACACAGGAGCCAGGGCUUCAGGAUCCUGUGACUCAAGAGGUGGAAGCAGUUCUGGUCAAGGAAGAGAUUCAAACAAGACCAGAGUAACUAAGACCAUCAUAGAGGAAGUGGUGGAUGGCAAGGUUGUCUCGUCUCAAGUCAGCAAUAUUUCUGAAGUGAAAAUAAAAUAA